AUGGUGAAAGGACGUCAAGGCGAACGUGUCAGACUCUAUGUCAGAGGAACCAUCCUUGGUUACAAAAGGUCGAAGUCGAACCAGUACCCAAACACGUCCUUGAUCCAAGUCGAAGGAGUUAACACCACUGAAGAAGUGGCAUGGUACAAAGGAAAGCGAAUGGCUUACAUCUACAAGGCUAAGACCAAGAAGAACGGUAGUCACUACCGAUGCAUUUGGGGCAAAGUCACAAGGCCUCACGGUAACAGCGGCGUGGUUCGAGCCAAAUUCACCUCAAACUUGCCUCCUAAAUCAAUGGGAGCUCGAGUUCGAGUGUUUAUGUAUCCGAGUAACAUUUGA
Microthlaspi erraticum is the source of this 339-nucleotide messenger RNA. The record is from the annotation of a GenBank genome assembly. Lineage: Eukaryota; Viridiplantae; Streptophyta; Magnoliopsida; Brassicales; Brassicaceae.